AAGAAUCCUAGAAUAAUAAAGGAAAAACACAGAGAUAGAUGUAACUCUUGAUAUUGGCUAACAUAAUUCUGUGUUUGCUUCUGAUUUUCACCAAGAUCUCCAAUUCAGUAUCAGUUAUUGACUAACAAUAAACUUUGGCAAUAAAAUUAACAGUCAUCCUGAAGAAAAAGUCAAAGAGGCUUGUCACUUGGAAGGGGUGAGUAGCUUCUAAAUAUUACAACAGUACCAGGAUUUUUGAAAAUGCUAGUUACUAGUGUAAGGAUCUGAAAUGCUAUGAGCCUUACUUAAAUAAAGCACAUGCACACACGAAGCAGAAUUCAUGUUCAUUAAUCAAAAGCAAAGAAAGACAGAUUGAUAGAAGAAUGAGUUAACUACUUUGGUCAGAAUGUGUGGCAAUUUUAUUUAUCCGAAACAAAGGAGAUCCAGUUACCAGAUAAUGGAAUAAUUCUAACACAGUGAGAAAGACUACAGUUCCAUCUUUGGAAAAAAUGAACUCCAAUGGUUGGGCAGACAAAGCCAGCAAUUACAAUGGUUAAUACAAAGGAUAUAACUAAGGUCUCUCUAGCUCAGUUUCUCAGAUUUUAUAAACAGCCCAUAAGUGAAGAACAAGCCUGGGCUAUUUGCUUUCACUGUUGUUGUAAAAUGAAUGACACAUUAGCUCAAGGACUGGAUUCUGCAGUACAAAUGAAGAUUCCAGAUAUUGAUGAGCUCUAUAUUCAUUCUGACGGUAGUAUAUCUUUCACUACCAAACAUAACUAUGAUGGUCACAUAAAUCAACAGCCAAGAGAGAUUUUAGAAGAUAAGUUGACAGAAUCAUUAGGAAAAUUGAUCUACAAAGCUCUGGAUUGGGGAAUCGAGAGUUAUAUGGAGAGAGAGCUGAGUGAGUCUCUGGCAAAGCUAAUAACAUUUAUGCUCAAACUGAACGCAGAAACCUCCAACAGCACAGUUGCUUUACAGGAUGUAAUCAAGAUCUGUGAGGAUCACUUUCACAAACCAUCAGAAGCUGCCAGUCAUUAUACAACCAUCUGCCAAAUGCUGUUCUCUGAGUACAUUGAGCUUCAGAAACUUACGUUAACCAUACAGAGUUGCAAAGAGUAUUUGGGAAGAAUGGAUGUGGAAGACUGUUCUGCCAGACAGAAGACAAACAAUUCGGUUGGUUUGUGGUAGGAUGUAUUUGGUUAUUUACAGAAAAGCAUGAGACUACAGAAGGUUAUGGGGCAAACUCUGCACAGCAUUCCUCCAGGAGAAGGUAUCCUUUCAUCCUACAGUAUGGUGGUAGAUGAUAUCAAAAACAAACGCUACAGCCUCCAUGCAGUUUCAGUAUGGAAAUUGAAAGAGAAGACCAGUCAAGAGUUCAGCCUGCAUGAGAAGCUUAUGAUGGAAGUGAAAAAUCCACCUAAACUUCGACCAAUCUUUGAACAGAAAAGUAGCAACAAUUAUAAGGGAGAUACUCAGAAGUUCGUCUUGAAUUCUCCAUGUAAUAGUAUCAUCUCUGAACAAAACAUCAGCAUUAACUUCUCAAAAGCUAAAAAAACACAACUGAGCUGCACUCACUCAGAUUUGGAACUAAAAAAGACAUGUUCAAGAUGGUCAUUACCAAGCAUUGUAAAUUUGAUGGGAACAAGAUGUUUAGAAGUAAAAGGCUCCUGCCAAAGAGAAACAAGCAAUCUUCCUUCAAGGGCUGAGCUUUGUUUUGUUUGUCACAACCAAUUCUUUAUAUGGCCCUAUGUAUGUCAUCUCUGCACUAGUGUGAUCUGCAAAGAUUGCUGCAUCAAAAUGUCUAUGCCAGUCAGACCUUGUGUACGCCUUCCGCUUCACUUCUUUAAAAUGAUACACCUGGGCAAAGAAGAUGAUCAGGGCCUGCACAACCAAAAAACUGCACAGCUUGAAGUAGAACAGUGGGAUUCAUCAAGAAUACCUCUUGUGUUUGAACCCCAUUGCUUAACACCACCCUUUGCCUGCCGCAUAAAAAGUAUGAGGGAUUGGCCUUCUGUGGACAUCUGUAUCAAAUGUGAGCAAUACCUUCUGGAGAUGCUGUCCCAUCAUUCUCCUUGCAGAAAAAGACGCCUGUCAUGGACUGAAUUGGAAUAAUGUUUUUUACUGCUGUAUAAAAUUAAA
Molecule: messenger RNA, 2118 nt
Organism: Pseudonaja textilis
Lineage: Eukaryota; Metazoa; Chordata; Lepidosauria; Squamata; Elapidae
Biological process (GO): Golgi vesicle transport; establishment of meiotic spindle localization; polar body extrusion after meiotic divisions
Cellular component (GO): cytoplasmic vesicle membrane; cell cortex
Molecular function (GO): actin binding; microtubule binding
Source: RefSeq, a predicted model, not a curated record